CAACUGACUCUCACACCGACAACAUGAAGCUUAUUCUCUUCGCUUGCCUGGUCGUUCUGGUCGCCGCUCGCCCUGAACAGGACGCUGAGACGACGUUGGACGAGAGAGACGACUCUGGCGAUGGCAACUUCAACUACAAGUUUGAAACCAGCAACGGAAUCUACGAGGAGAGGACUGGCUCCCUUGGGGCUGAUGGCCAGAGCAAUAUAGAGGGCGUCUUCAGGUUCACAUUGCCUGAUGGCACCGUAGGCGAGAUCCGAUUCAUCGCUGACGAGAACGGCUACCAACCCUUGUCCAACUUGUUGCCCACGCCCCACCCCCUCCCAGCCCACGCAAUCGAACAGAUCCGCUUCGCUGAAGAGCAACGCGCUAAGGGAGUCAUCUUCGAAAAGUAAUGUGGGAGGUGUGAGGCUGGCCCCCACCCAUCCACGACCACUUCGAUACACAGCUGACCGUCAUCUUGUACCCUUCACACACACGAGAAAAUUUCUCCCUCAUGCACAACUUUUAUGGCGUAUUCUUCUUGUCAGCAGAAGUCCGAACACAACCCUAAUAGGAGCUCAUAUAUAGAAAAAUAAACUUUUUUUUGCAGG
Molecule: messenger RNA, 593 nt
Organism: Procambarus clarkii (red swamp crayfish)
Lineage: Eukaryota; Metazoa; Arthropoda; Malacostraca; Decapoda; Cambaridae
Product: cuticle protein AMP1B
Cellular component (GO): chitin-based extracellular matrix
Molecular function (GO): structural constituent of chitin-based larval cuticle
Source: RefSeq, a predicted model, not a curated record